AUGGCAUUUAGAGCCCAGUUUGAGGGUCAUAACGACAUUGGCGUAUUUGCUCGCUUAACCAACUCCUACUGUCUUGUUUCUAUCGGUGGUUCUGAAGGAUUUUACAGUGUUUUUGAGGCUGAAUUAGCUGAUAGCAUACCUGUCAUCCACGCAAGUAUUGCCGGUAUUCGGUCUGUCGGGUGCUUGACUGCAGGAAACAAGCAUGGUCUCCUCAUUCCGCACACGGCUACAGAUCAGGAACUUACUCAUUUGCAUAAUAGCUUGCCUGACAAUGUAAAGUGCGUUCGAAUUGAGGAGAGAUUGUCGGCCCUAGGAAAUACUGUGGUUUGUAAUGACUACGUUGCCCUCAUACAUCCGGAUCUGGACAAGGAAACUGAGGAACUCAUCACUGACGUCUUAAAUGUUGAAGCAUUCCGCUGUGUAGUGGCUGGCCAAGCCCUCGUUGGGACAUAUGCUUGUUUAACGAACCGCGGUGGACUUGUUCAUCCACAGACGACCAUCCAGGAGCUGGAUGAGCUAAGUAGCUUGCUUCAACUUCCCCUUGCCGCUGGGUCUGUUAAUCGCGGCAGUCCCUUGAUUGGCAGUGGUCUUGUUGUCAACGAUUGGUUGGCUUUUUGUGGUCUCGAAACAACUAGUGCAGAAUUAACGAUGAUCGAAUCGAUCUUUCAACUCAAUGAAGUAAAUGUCUCUGCCGAAGCAGGUACUCUCCGCGAAUCCAUCCUGGAAAGGUAA
This is a messenger RNA of Mesocestoides corti, 732 nucleotides long. The record is from the annotation of a GenBank genome assembly. Lineage: Eukaryota; Metazoa; Platyhelminthes; Cestoda; Cyclophyllidea; Mesocestoididae.